CAUACCAACUCUAGCCUGGUCCUCGCAACAAAAUGAGAUAACAGUAAAUUGAACUGCAAGUGAAGGAAUUUCUGGUUUUUAAUUCUGUUCAAAUUAAAUGAAGUUGGUUACGGUAUAAUGUUAUUAUGAGAAGUUUUUUAUGAAUGCUAUCUUUUCUUUAAUAUAGAGAAGUAUUGAAAACAGAUUAUUUUUAAUCUGGGAUAUAAUCUCAUGCUGCAUGUUUAGAGUAGUUGAAAACAUUUCUAAGUAGAUUAUGUUAGAAUUAAAUGUUUAAAAUGGGCAAAUUUCACAUUCCUAAUGGGCUCUGGGGGUUGAGCUAUAUAAUGCAAGGGAGAAAUACAUUCCAAGAGAAUUUUUUAUCUCUCUCUCAAAAAUAAAACAUUGCAGUAGCUGCUUUAGAGUACUGACUUACACAGGUGUCUUAACUAUCUUAGCCCUUCUCUACAGCUACUAAUGUUUGAAACUGAAAAGGAGAUGCCAGCUGACACAUAAACCAGUUUGAUAUGCAGAAAUCUUUUUUAAAAACCCACAUACAGGUGAAGUUUUUUGAUUCCUGUAGGUAAACUGCUCUUCCGAUAGACUGCAGAAAAAGUUAAUAAAAAGUUGAAAAUACAGCAUUAUCAUUCACAUAAAUUUGUGCAUAAAUUAGUUGCCAUAAAUCUGAUUCCCAUUCUGUCUCCCAGAAUCAGUGCACUAUGCACUAGGACUGUUGUUUAAGAAAUUUGGAAGGGUGAUUCCAAUAAAAUGAAAUCUGUAUUCUCAGGAUUUCCUUGCUGCUUCAGAUACAGACUGUGAGUGACUCACUAUAAAAAUAGAGAAACACAUAAAGCAGCAUUUCAGCAUAAAACCCAAUAAAGUUAAAAUUACAGCAACUACAUAGAUACAUUUUAGGUGAUUAGAAAUGCCCAAACAAAGAGGCAGACUUAAGCUUAGAUUUGCAUUGUUGCACAGCCACUAGAGCAGGGUUCCCCAGCCCCUAAUCCGUGGACCAGUACUGGCAGCACCACAGCAUGCCAGAAACGGGACUGCAAACAAGCAAAGCAGGGUUCAGGCAGCAUGGAAAACUACACUCCCUCUGGUCCCCAGAAAAACUGCCACGGAACUGGUCCAUGAUGCCCAAAAGGUUUGCUGGGGUGGGGGGUGUCACACUAGAGAACCAGGACUGACACCACCACACUCCUCCCAGGCUCCAUGGAACCUUAUCUAUCAGUUCUAUAUAAUAGGCAGAAUGUAACUCUUCAUGUGUGGAACUAGCUGCUUGCACUUGACAGCAUUGUAUCUAACAACCUAUGCUUUGUAAAUCUGGUAGAGAAAGAUCCCAUUCCUCAAAAAAAUGGGCAGUUAUCUUUUUCUUCCUUAGGGCUACAGCAACAUCCCUUCUCAGUAUGGGCAGAAUCAAAAAGUACACGCCAUAAAGAUACAAGCCAUAAAUCACAGGUAUUACAGGUUAUCCCCAGCAUUUUGUACUUGGAAACCUUUUAAUAACUAGUGUCAUAUCAUAGCUGCUACUUUGCUAAAAUAAUUUUCAUCCAUAGACAGUUAGAUGUUUAAACAGUUGUAAUCCCGGAAUCCUACGGGAUUGGGCGGCAUAUAAAUUUAUUUAAAGUUAAUUUACCUACAUUUUAAAGGGCAUCUCCAAGUAGAACACAUUAUAGUAAUCAAGUGUGAACUGUUAAGGCUAUGAUUGACUGUUAUGCAGGUCUCACAUUCCACAAGGAAAGGUGGUUGGUGUACCAGAUGAAACUCAGUAAAGGUCUUGCUGUCCAUGUUUGUACUUGCUUUCAAACAGAAAUCAUGAAUCCAGGAGAAACCCAGUGCUUCAUCUGAUGAAGUUUGACCCAAUCUAAAAUCAGUGUUGAAACUGACAUGAAGCCAGGUGACUUCUGGAGCUGCUGCUGUUGUUUUGGCUGUGAUUUAAAUUGAAUCUGUUUCAUCCUAUUGAGUCCCUCACAGCUUCCAUACACCAAAUUAGGUUUUCCACUGGUGUUCCUGCUCAACCAAGAAGUAGAGCUGCAUAUCUGGCAAUAGUUGCCUGUUCUUUCUCUGAUAUUUCCAAUAAAAACCCCAAAGAGACUGAGCUAAUACAAUGUAAAGCUCUCCAUUUCCUUGGCUUCCACAGGUUCAAAAGAAUGCCAGGUGACUUCACAAGAGAUUGCCUCAGUGACGUCAUUGGUUUUUGCCCAUGAUGUGUGCAACUCAAAUGAGCAAUUUUAUCCAGAAAAUGCCUAGCAAAAAAGUCACAGUAACUUGUAAACCUACCCUAGAAUCAAAGAUAUGGAAGAAUAUUACUUUGUAAUAUUCAGCUUUGUCAUAGCUCCCUUUUUAAAAUUUCUUCCUAGUUCCCUUUUCAUUUUUUUCCUUUUGCUUCCAUGUUUCAUAUAUUCCUAUGUUCAUUUCUGCACAUUCUGUUCCUCAAAGAAAUCAGAAAUAGCUAUGAAGUAUCCAUAAAGUAUCUAGCUUCUCACAGCCUCUUUCAUUGUGAAAAUAAUGUUCUUCAGGACCACAUUUUCAGAAAGAGCUGAUUGCAGUUUAACCAUUGGAAUAAAUGCUGUCUUAAGGAAAUGGCACACUUUUUUCCUGUCACAUUAUAGUUAAGAUACACCACGCAGGGAUGGGGUUUUAGGAUGAGAACUGGCAGGUGACUUGACACAGAGAGAACAGCGGAAAUACCUUAAGCUAGAAUAAUGAAAAUUGACAAGCAGGAGUCCUUCAGCUGUUCUUCUUUCUUCCCCCAAUCCUCGGUUGCCAAGAAACAGCCUGCUUUCUUUUCUCUCUCUCAAACCAUUCUUUAUUUAUCUCCGUCAUGGUCUCCCAAAAGUCGUUUCUUAACUAAAAAUCUCUCUGGUUUCAAUUUAUACAGUAGGUAGAACAAUCUCCUGGUUUUUUUUAUUUGCCCUUUUUGCAUUUUUUAUCAGACAUAGCUUUUUUUAAAAAAAAAAAUCAGAUUGUCAAAACUGAAAUAAAAUACUAUAUAUAAAAGGUUUGUUUCUAGCUCUUAUCUAGUGACCAUCCCACUAGAAAUAAUUCUAGUGAUUAUUUUCCCCCCCUGUUAAUUAGUUGAAAAAAAAGCUUUUUUUCUUUUAAAGUUCUGAAACGUCAUCUCCAACCUCCCUUCAUUUUGCGUUUGCCUCUGUACAUGAACUCGUUGAAGAAAGGCUCCAUUUGGCCUCUCUGAUGUAUUUAUAUAAAGGCAGCGUAGAGGGAAGCAGAUCGGUUGCUCUGGCUUGCUUUCUGACCUUGGGGGUUACCAAGUCUGACAUUCCUGUGAGAUCACAUGGCAAGGAUUGGCAGGCACAGCUGUCCCAAUGGAAGGGAGGGGCUUGGGAGGGUCCAUUCCGAUUGAAUUUCACUCCAGCCACUUAGGCUCUUUCCUGCUUUCCUCGCUGUGCUUUUCUUGUCUUCCACUUUGUUUGUGGCCUGGGUUGUAGAAAGCUCUGAUAGGAUAGCAGCACUGAGGAUGCUAUUCUAGAAGAUCAGGGUAGUUGCUUUAACAUUUGGGUGGGCCUUUCUUUUCCAACCCCGAUUGACAUUCCUCCAGGCUAAGCCAUCCGAGAUUCCGGUGGGCCCUGAGCUUUGGCACCAUGCAGUCCAUCCUCCUGUUUUAGCACCAACUUCACUGUAAUUGUUUCUUUUAGCCCAACUAAACAGCCACUCCGACAGGUCUGCUCUUCCGACAAGUUGGUGUAUGCAGCUCCGGAGCACAAAGAAGAUGGGACAGGACCAGACCAAGCAGCAGAUAGAAAAAGGACUCCAAUUGUAUCAGUCCAGUCAGACAGAAAAGGCCCUUCAAGUCUGGUUGCGGGUUUUGGAAAAGAGCACAGAUGCAGCUGGCAGGUUUCGAGUUCUGGGAUGCCUCAUCACUGCUCACUCGGAGAUGGGCAGGUACAAAGAUAUGUUAAAGUUUGCAGUCAUGCAGAUUGACACUGCCCGAGAACUGGAGGAUCCUGACUACCUUACUGAGAGCUACCUGAAUUUGGCACGGAGCAACGAGAAGCUCUGCGAAUUCCCGAAAACCAUCUCCUAUUGUAAGACCUGCCUGAACAUGCGAGGUACAACAUUGGGCCUGCAACUAAAUGGCCAAGUCAAUCUUAGCAUGGGCAAUGCCUACUUUGGCCUCAGUAUCUUCCAAAAAGCUCUGGAGUGUUUUGAGAAAGCUCUACGGUACGCACACAACAAUGAUGACAAGAUGCUUGAGUGUCGUGUCUGUUGCAGUCUAGGAAAUUUCUACACACACCUCAAAGACUAUGAAAAAGCUCUGUUUUUCCCAUGCAAGGCAGCAGAGCUGGUGAAUGAUUAUGGAAAGGGCUGGAGUUUAAAGUACCGAGCAAUGAGCCAGUUCUACAUGGCUGUAGCCUAUCGGAAGCUGGGCCGCUUGCCAGAUGCUAUGGAAUGCUGUGAGGAGUCAAUGAAGAUUGCGCUUCAGCAUGGAGAUCGUCCUUUGCAAGCACAGUGCCUGCUCUGCUUUGCUGAUAUCCACCGCAGCCGUGCAGAUGUACAGACAGCUUUUCCCCGCUAUGAUUCCUCCAUGAGCAUCAUGACUGAGAUUGGAAACCGUCUGGGACAAGUUCAGGUGCUGCUUGGUGUAGCCAAGUGCUGGCUGAUGCAAAAGGACCUUGACAAGGCAUUAGAAAAUGUUGAGAGGGCUCAUGAGCUAGCAGAGGGACUAGGAAACAAACUUUGCCUGCUGAAGAUUCAUUGCAUCUGUGAAUGGAUCUAUCGCACAAAGGGUCAGCAGAGGGAACUUCGUAAUCACGUGGUGAAGUUCCACGAAUGCGUUGAAGAAAUGGAACUCUACUGUGGCAUGUGUGGUGAAUCCAUUGGUGACAGGAACCAUCAGCUCCAGGCAUUGCCCUGCUCCCAUGUCUUCCAUUUAAAGUGCCUGCAGACAAACGGAACACGAGGUUGCCCCAACUGCCGGCGUUCAUCAGUUAAACCAGGGUUUGUGUGAUCUGCUGAUGAACUGAUGACCUAAGAAAAUUCACCCAGAAGGUGUGAAAAGACGGAGUACUGGAGCAGUUCUGUUACAUGAUCUAGAGAUGAAACCCAUCAUAUAGAUACAAAAUCUCCUACAGAAUUGAUGGAAAAUGCAGGCCUAGAUCUUUGUCAAGCCUUUUCACACAGUUGUCACACCUCUCCCAGGAAUUCUGUGUCCUCCUUUUUCAAAGGCGAUACAAUAAGCCACCUUUGCUCCUUCAACAAUGUGUUUGCUUGAUUUUCCACAAUCUCAAUUUGAUUUUGAUUUUAAUUUUCUGCUUCUUUUGAUAGCUUCUUUCAGGGCCAACUCUGACACUCAUAUUUCACUUAUUUUUAUUCAUUCCUCAUGGGAAGCAUACUGAUCCUGCCUACAUAAUGCUUCUUGGACUGGCACAGUAUUGCUUUCUUGUAUGCAUGUUGACAGCUCCUCUUUUCCAGACAUUGCUUGAAGUUACUUCAACUUAACAUUCUGACUGAUGUUUUUCUUAAUUUAUUUGGUACCUAACAGCGGUUAAUGCUUUAAAACAACUGUUAAGCCAUUCAUAAUAUGUCAUUUUCCAUUUGCAAAGAACAUUUCCCAAAUUGAUGCUCUCCAAAUGAUUUCCAGAAAUUUUUAGUAGCCUGGGAAUUGUGGGAUUGAAAGUCGAAAUUGUCUGGAUUGGGCAACUGAUUUUAUGUCAGAGUCAAGAGACUGUGAUGUCCCACCUGCCUCUCAGCAAUGUAACUCUUUCAGUAUGUCUCUAUUUUCAAUGUACAGGAUCCUUCAGUUCUUCUGAAAGUAUCGGAUACCUUUAGUUUGCUUACAUUCUCACAGAACAUUCAAUUUCUGCAUGGGACUGGGGUGUGGGGGGAGCCUUAUAGUGUCCCAGGGAAUGUUUCUUGUCUUGUAUUCCUUUCCCAUCAUCUUGUAAUGUUUUAUGGGCUGUGAUCGGUCCAAUCAUGGAAUUGUGAGCAAUAUAUUUAUACUUUCUGUAAACUGUUUAUACUGGAAUAAAUAAAAUCGUAGCCUAGAA
Thamnophis elegans (Western terrestrial garter snake) is the source of this 5987-nucleotide messenger RNA. RefSeq names its product receptor associated protein of the synapse (gene RAPSN). Lineage: Eukaryota; Metazoa; Chordata; Lepidosauria; Squamata; Natricidae. The transcript is spliced from 8 exons. Gene Ontology annotation, cellular component: synapse. Gene Ontology annotation, biological process: chemical synaptic transmission. The coding region runs from base 3686 to 4948 and encodes 420 amino acids. Gene Ontology annotation, molecular function: acetylcholine receptor binding; protein-membrane adaptor activity. The record is from RefSeq and is a predicted model, not a curated record.